AUGGCAAAUUAUUGGAAAUCCAAGGUUCUUCCGACGAUCAAGAAGGUUUUUGAUAAAAACGGCCCCAAGAAGACCGCUGCAGCGGAAGCUUGCAAGCUCUUCGAUGAGGCUAAGGAGCAAUACGCUAAAGAGUUCGAAGAGAAAAAGACUGAGCUUCAACCCAAAGUUGUCGAAAUCUACGAAGCUUCAUCCACUGAGAUCAAGACUUUGGUGAAGGAACCCAAAGAGGCAGGUCUCAAGAAGCAUUCAGCAGCAGUUCAAAAAUUCCUCGACGAGCUUGCCAAGAUUGAAUUUCCGGGGACGAAACCAGUGUGUGAAGCAGCUUCCAAAGUCGGGCCUGCGUAUCUACCAGGUCCGGUUUUCUUCGUGUUUGAGCAAGUCUCUACUUUUAUAGUCACGGAGGAGAAAAAAGAAAAGGCCGCACCGCCAACUCCGGAGAAAACUGGAGAAGAUACGAGUGGCUGCACAGAGGUGAAAGAGAAGGAUAUUGUUGUGGAAGAAGAGAAGAAAGAAGAAGCACCGGCUGCUGAGGGGGCUGGGCUGGCCGGCGCUUGUACGACUACGGCUGAGCCACCAAAGGUUGAAGAAACACCACCACCUGCUCCAGCAGCAGAGCCGGCAAAGCCUUGA
Molecule: messenger RNA, 630 nt
Organism: Fraxinus pennsylvanica
Lineage: Eukaryota; Viridiplantae; Streptophyta; Magnoliopsida; Lamiales; Oleaceae
Source: the annotation of a GenBank genome assembly